CCAAUUUGAACAAUCUUAAGAUUGAUUGGAGGGUGCUGAACAAUCAUAAAAUGCAUUAAAGGCAGUGGGAGCCAUCUAAUUAGACCUCAAAUAGACCCUUGGAACCACAGAAUUGAUCCUAACGGAUUAGGCAAUUGGUUGAAUAUGUUAAACAUAAUCUAGUUGGAGCCCAUGAUAGGGGUAGUGUAGUUCCGCCCAGAAGAGGGCUAAUUGUCUGUAUCAACCAAGAAUAAAAGGAGGAAAAACAACAGGCUAUAUAGCCCAGUUAGCUGGGAUUCAUUAGGAGUUAAGACCCAAACCCGUUUUUCUCGGAAAAAAAAUCUAGGAUAUUCCUUAGAUUUUAAUGAAGGGGACAAAAAGUACAGAAAUACGGGAACUGAAAACUGAGAAGAACCGAGCAAGAAAGAACAGACGAGAAAAACCAUGACCGGACUUGCUUCAGCUUCAACACCCACUUCUACUUUCCCAUAUAUUCAACAAUCUAAGUUUCAAAGCAGGCGUUAUAUCGAUCCAUGUAACUCGGUUGUGAUUCCUACUACUCAGUCGUUCUCCUCAGAUCUCAGCUUUACAAGUUCUAGGAGCUUUGCUGUGGCCAGAUUGUAUCACAGAAGCAGUAUUAUCUCCAGAAGUAACACUAGACCUGGUGCUUCCCGUUCAGGUGAUAAUGAAAGCAGAAAUGUGUUGGAUGCAUUUUUCUUAGGAAAGGCUCUAGCCGAAGCAUUGACUGAGCGAAUCGAGUCCACGAUUGGGGAGUUUUUGAGUGCAGUUGGUAGGCUGCAGGCCGAACAACAAAAACAAGUAGUGGAUUUCCAGGAAGAGGUGUUUGAAAGGGCCAAAAGAGCCAAAGAGAAAGCAGCUCGCGAGGCAAUGGAGGAACAAGGUCUUAUUCCGAAGUCUACUGCUGUAAGUGCAACAUCAGUCACCAAUGGUGCUGCGUCCAAAGCUUCGCCCUCAACCAUCAAUGAUAGAAUUUCUGCAAAUUCAUCCUCCUAUGAUCCGGCCACCCCUGCAGCUAAUACAGAUACUGAUCCUACUAAACAAGAAUGAUGCCGACGCUGAGUAUCUCCUUAUGUGUGUAUCUGAUACAAUAGAUUCAUACUACCUAAUGAAUAUCCAGGAUGAUUUCAAUCUGUAGACGUUUUUGAUUGGUCGACACAAACCACAUAAUGAUCCUUUUCUUACUGAAUCGAUUUCUUGUCCAUUUUUAUUCAACAAAAACUGUUAAAAACUCUAUGCAAUAUACGUUAUGAAUCAUAAUCAGGCUAUACCCUCAUC
Messenger RNA from Durio zibethinus, 1275 nucleotides. RefSeq lists its product as uncharacterized. NCBI's taxonomy places the organism in Eukaryota, Viridiplantae, Streptophyta, Magnoliopsida, Malvales, Malvaceae. The record is from RefSeq and is a predicted model, not a curated record. Gene Ontology annotation, cellular component: chloroplast thylakoid membrane. Gene Ontology annotation, biological process: thylakoid membrane organization.